Molecule: messenger RNA, 2510 nt
Organism: Cherax quadricarinatus
Lineage: Eukaryota; Metazoa; Arthropoda; Malacostraca; Decapoda; Parastacidae
Source: RefSeq, a predicted model, not a curated record
GUGUGGAAGAGGAGAGGAAGACCAGGAGGGAGUGGGCAGAACGCGACUUCCAGCGCCAACGUGACUGCGUAAACGAUGUAUUGAGACUUCGCGAACGUGUGCUGGCUGAGAGAGCAGCCAAAGGAAGGGAUGCAGCCACCUCACACUCUGAUAUGGGUAUCUACGUUGAGGACAACGGCACAGAAAAACUCUAUGCUCUUACUCCUGCAGCUAAAGCGUGGGCCCAGAGUAGAGUCCGAAAGAUGAGGAAAGAUGCUGUGGAUCAAGUGACGGAUGAAGAGGAUCACUCAGGCCACAUAGAGAACGAUGUUAGUGGGAGUGAUACAAGUAUCUACCAGAGACAGAAGAACGAAAGCAGUGAAGAGGUUGUCAUAAAAGACGAAGCCUUCAGUAAACUUCUCGAGAACUUGUCUGAUGGAUCAGAGGACUCGGAAAAACUGGACGGCUUAACAGAAAAUUCCUCAGACCUCGAUGAAGCUGGUAGUCCUGUGCACCUUCAAAUUAAGGAAAACAAACAUUCCACUCAGGAUGUCGUAUCACAGGCUAAUUCCGAAGAUGUCAAAGACCUAGAGAAUAUUGACCGGACACAUGAUCCCAUGGGAGCUACAGAUGCCUUAAAAGAAUUGAUUGAUUUUGAAGACUUAGGAAAACCUACAUCACUGAGCGAUUCUGGACUACCAAAAAUUUCCAACACACGAGAUAUGCAAUAUGACUUCCAUCACGAGAACUCUUCUCAGAUAUCGAAGUCUGAGGAUUCAGGUGGAGAAAACUGCACUAACUGUUCCUCAGACUGCCCUCAUACAAGAGAACACGACCAACUAUUAUUUAAAAGCUGUCACAAUUUUCUUAAGAACUGCACUUCAGCGUCGAAUGAUGAGCAGAUCAAUACUAUUCCAAGAAUUGACAGCGAGGAGCUACUUGGCGUUAUUUGGGACACUGACGAAGUUGAAAACUAUCCAGCACAGUACGAGGUGGAUUCCAAUUCCGAAGGGCAGUCCUACCUGCGCCAGCUCGUCUCUGACCACAACUCACAUCCUCAGAACGAAUCAGACAUUGAGGAGAUUCUGGAAAAUAUGGAAUUCGAAAUAAACAAUUUGCAGGAUCUAUAUGAGCGUCACAACCUAGAAAUGGAGAGAUUCUCACAGGGAACACCAGACAACAGCGAGCCAGAGGCUGACGAUGACGUGGAAGAAAUAGUAAACAAUGGCAUGUUGAGGAACAUGAAUGGUAUUGAUAAUAAUAAUGAAGCAGAUCCUGUGAGAGUUCCUGUGUUCGGCGAGAGGUGGGUGGAGGAUGCUAGAAGGAUCAUGGAGGCCGGUGACUGGCAAGAGGAGCUGGAGAGCUCCAGUAACACGUCCGAAGAGGAAGAGAGUGCAGAUGAGCUUAUCAUAGAAACUCCAGAAGAAACCAGUUUGGUUGAGGAAGAGUCAAGCCUGACUGAUGAAGACAGUCAUGAAAGCAUUUUUGAAGAGGAGAGUGUGAAUUCUGUUUCCCCUGUGUUUGACAGGAACGAACUUCAAGAACUUCUGAAAUAUAACCCACCAUCAGUGAAAGGUCCGGCUUUUAGUCAAACUGUCGACUGUGAAGUGUUUAAACCAAAGCCAAAACUUGAGGAUUCAGAGACAAAUUCUUCAUGUUCCAGCCUCAGCCAAGCUUCCCUGCCAGACUCUUUAACAACUGAGAGUUUCGAAGUAGUGAAGUCUACUAAUUAUACCCACAGCACAAGUCACAGCUUAGAGGGAGUGCAGUUUUCUGGUCAAACCCACAACACGAACAGUUCAACUAGUUCUUCGCACGACUCUGAAGCUGCAACAUUUGAUCUGAACACAACAUCUCAGCAGGCAAUAUUUUCCUCUCAUGAUUCUCAGCUCCCAGCAUCUUGUAACAAGAAAAUGCCUCAGUUGACUGCAGACGAAUCCACCGACGGUCCAUGCCACGCACAGUCUAGUAGUGGUCUACUCGUCUCCACACAAGAGAAAACAAGAGAAAGAGAGACGAGGGAAGAUACAGAUAAGGUGCGACCCGUAACGAGGGACACUACAACCCUAACAGGAGGCUGGACACCUGGCCGGCAUCAGGACUCAAUCUUCAGUACCCGUGACGCCCUCAGGAACUCCCACGAGGCCUUCGUUAGAGGACGCAACAUCAGAAGCUUGUUGUUCACUGGAGAAGAUGACGAUGUUCAAGCAGCGGUGAAACCUGUGGUGCUCUCUUCUGCAAGUCCCGCCUCCCAGGUAUACAAUCCCAUCUUCCAGGUAUACAGUUCCACCUCCCAGGUAUACAGUUCAACCUCUCAGGUAUACAGUCUCAUCUCCCAGGCACACAUUUCCACCUCCCAGGUACACAGUUCCGUCUCGCAGGUACACAUUUCAUCUCCCAGGCACAAAGUUCCAUCUCCCAGAUACACAGUUCCACCUCCCAGGUACACAUUUUCAUCUCCGAGGUACACAGUUCCAUCUCUCAGGUACAGAGUUCCACCUCCCAGGUAUACAGUUCCACCUCCCAGGUAA